AUGUCAAAUAUGGAAAAAUUCGGCUCUGCCAGCCAGGCAGUCAGUGCUGAUCAAGCCCUGGCAAACCUUGGGUACAAGAACGAACUCAAGAGGACUCUAUCUAUAUGGACUAUUUUGGGACUAUCUGUAGCUAUCAUGGGUGUCCCCUUCGGCCUGUCAACAACUCUUUACAUUACCCUCGUCAACGGCCAGUCCGUCACUGUUCUCUGGGGCUGGGUCUUCGUAACACUAUGCUCCAUCUGCAUCGCCGCCUCCCUAGCGGAAAUCUGCGCUGUAUAUCCUACCGCUGGAGGACCCUACUUUUGGUCUGCGAUGGUAUCGACUAGGAAAUACGCGCCCAUAGCGUCCUGGAUCACAGGAUGGUUGAACCUCGUGGGAAACUUUCUGGUCACGACGAGCAUCAACUUCUCAGGCGCGCAGAUCGUACUAUCAAUAGCUUCUCUGUUCCACGAAGAAUACGUUGCUACGCCUUGGCAGACUGUCCUCGCGUUUUGGGCGUUUACAAUCCUUGCUGUGGCGGUUAAUGUAUUUGGGACAAGAUAUCUUAGCGCUAUCAACGUUGGCGCUAUGAUAUGGACUGCUGUUUCGGUCGGAGUCUUUAUGAUUGUUCUUCUGGUUAUGGCCAAGGCGAGAAGAUCUGCUGGUUUUGUUUUUACGCACUAUGAUGCUUCGGCGAGUGGUUGGCCGACGGGCUGGUCGUUCUUCGUUGGCCUACUUCAAGGCGGUUACGUGAUGCUCGGAUAUGGCCUCAUCGCAUCUCUCUGUGAAGAGGUCGAGAAUCCACAUCUCGAAGUCCCUCGUGCUAUGGUAAUCUCCGUUGUCGUCUCUGGAUUCGUUGGUCUGGGAUUUCUCAUUCCCGUGCUGUUUACUCUUCCUGACGUCGCUACUCUUCUGGCCGUUACGAGUAACCAGCCAAUUGGCACCAUGUUCAGGAUGGUCACGGGCUCAAACGCUGCCGCUGUCAUACUGCUUGUAUUCAUCAUUGGAAUCUUUCUAUUUGCUAGUAUUGGAGCGUUCACAGCCGCAAGUCGUUACACGUACGCUUUUGCUCGCGAUGGAGCUAUUCCAGGUCAUCUUAUCUGGUCUCGCAUGAACAAGCAGCUCGAGAUGCCACUGAUGGCCAUGAUUCUCAAUGUCGUUGUGAGCAUGCUUCUCGGCCUUAUCUACUUUGGAUCAUCAGCAGCCUUCAAUUCUUUCACGGGAACUGCCACCAUCUGCCUUUCAACAUCAUACGCUACACCCAUCCUUGCGUCCCUCAUCCGAUCCCGAAAACCAGUUCACGGAUCAGCAUUCUCCUUACGCUCGUGGGGCUUCCUGAUCAAUGGCAUCUCGGUUUCAUGGAUAUUCUUCUCCAUCAUUCUGUUCUGUAUGCCCGUCACUCUACCUGUGACCGCAAGUUCGAUGAAUUACUCCAGCGUUGUUUUCAUGGGCUUUGGAUCUGUGAGUGUUGUAUGGUACAUCAUCUACGGAAGGAAACACUAUAGAGGCCCUGUAGCUAGUAUGGAGGAAGAUUAUCUCCCUGGUGUCGUGGUUGAAAGUCCUGGUCAUGAGGAAGAGAUGGAAACCAUUAAGAAGCUUUGAUUGUAUCGGUCGGUAAUUAAACUGGUUCUAUCUAGCAUAUGUACGGAAGUGCCAAAAUUUAUCCACUGUCCCCUGUUGCUUGACAGGCUAUGAAGAGACCAGUAUUUAACCCAAUGAGUUUACUUUGGACAACAUUCGAGUUUA
Molecule: messenger RNA, 1725 nt
Organism: Fusarium redolens
Lineage: Eukaryota; Fungi; Ascomycota; Sordariomycetes; Hypocreales; Nectriaceae
Product: amino acid/polyamine transporter I
Exons: 2
Coding region: 1-1581 (526 amino acids)
Biological process (GO): transmembrane transport
Cellular component (GO): membrane
Molecular function (GO): transmembrane transporter activity
Source: RefSeq, a predicted model, not a curated record